AUGGGAAGGGGGAGAGACAAAGAAAGAGUCAUAGGUAUAGUCACGUAUAGGGAUGCUUAUCGUUUCGCAAAGAAACAAUAUGAGCUCGGUAAUUUCCCACAUCAACUUUCAGAUGACUUUUGGAGAAAAGAAAAUCGACAAGGAAGGAAAGCUGUCGAUGAAGCUAAUAAAAUUAUAACGGACAAUGUUAUGGCUUCCAAAAAAAGAGAAGUUGCAAUUAUUAAUGUAGAGGACGCAGUAUUUAAAAAUACAAAUAACCCACAAGCAUUAAUUAAACAACUUAAACCUUUAGAAUUGCAAUUAUACAAAAGCCUUGAAAUAGAAAAAGCGUUAGAGGAUAAAUUAACUUAUGCUAAAAAGGAAUUAAUUCAGUUGAAGGAAGAGAAAAAGAAACAACAAGAAAAGUUAAAAAAACUGGAGGAUGCUUUGUUCAAGCUCUUCGAAUAUAGUGCAUCCUCGGAUGUACCAUUAACUAAUUUAUUGAACACAGGUAAAACAAAGCACAAGCGUGUUAAAAAUGCAUUAAAUAACAUUUUUUCAAAUCCUGAAGAGUUUUUCUUUUCAAAAAGUGAAACAGAAAAUAAUGAAAAAAAUGUUGUUAAUUUAAACGAAAAAUUUCUUGGGAAGAAAAAGGAAAAUAUACUCGAUGACUAUGAUUUCUAG
Messenger RNA from Batrachochytrium dendrobatidis JAM81, 663 nucleotides. RefSeq lists its product as uncharacterized. Lineage: Eukaryota; Fungi; Chytridiomycota; Chytridiomycetes; Rhizophydiales. The record is from RefSeq and is a predicted model, not a curated record. Bases 1 to 663 code for a protein of 220 amino acids. The transcript has 2 exons.